AGGUUUCAUCUAUUCCUUUCUGCAUUAUUUUGAUGGACACUUUAUAAGUGUAAUGGGUGCAUUAGGACAGCAUCCAAUUAAAGCAAGUAAAUUUUUAUCAUUUAUUCUCCAUGCAUCCUAGACACCUCACACAAUUACAUACACUGUUUCGUGUUCUCCAAUAAGGAUAUGCCAAGCUGGUCUUUAUCAACGUGCAAAGUCACAAUCGCUGCACACAGUCUUGCAUUACACUUUGAACAACAUACAACUAAACUCUUCUAAGUCACUGUAAUUGCUAAGUUUCAUAUUCUUUGAUGACUUUCAUGAUGAUUUCAUGCAUUCCAAAGGUUUUCUUUCAGAGCUCUCAAAAAUAUUUCCCUCCUGCUCAGGUCUUAACCCUCUACAAUGCUUAAGGACAACUCGUAUUAGAUUACUGUGCACAUAUUUGGAAGAAUGCUACUGUCACACACACACAAGCAUUUCAGACUGGAUAACAAAAAGGACCAUCUACUUGAUUGGCAAAGACACACUCAACUACAAUGACUGGCUCAUAGAUAUGUUGUUCUUUCUCUCUGUUCCUUCAACCACAACUACAACAACCUCUGUUUCUCAGGAUUUGUAAACUGCAUGCUACACCUGUCACAUGUUCCUGCCUCUCUACCUCUUGUAACAUUACUGCGUUUCACUUUACUCCAGAUUCCACACAAAACACUUUGUUCAAUUUUUCCGUUUCAUAAUUACAAUCUUGUAGAAUUCUCUUCCUAUAUUUGUUGCUUAAUCAUUAUGAAACAGACUUAUCAUCAAAGGAGAUUCAGCUGCAAAUACCAAAACUUCCUAUCAGGCAUGAUGCAUCAAGAGCUACAUUAUUCAGUGUGUCCUUUGCUGGCUCCAUUUUCCUAUAGGCAACAAUUUACAUCGGCAAUAUUGGUUCUCAUCAAUCUGAGAGGACCCAUAUAGGCUACAAUCACAGCCCAUCCUUAGAUGACUAAUCUGAAAAAUAAUUGUGUGUCAAUAACAGAUGAGCAUAACCUAACUGGCAAGCACACACGUAUCCUGUACCAAAUUAUCUUCAGAAAUGUUACCAGUGUGUUGAAAAUACCAAAAAAAAAAAAAAAAAAGAUAUACAAUUAUGGAUUCUGUGAAUGAUGUUCUGUCAACAUAACUGACAAAAUAAUUGAGACAUUGUUUAAACACUAAUGAUUAGCAGCUAAUCGACAGAGUCUAAUGAACAAAUAAUACAUUAUGAGGCAUAGGAAUACACACACACACACACACGCACACACACACACAUGCAUGCACACAAACACAAACAUAGAAAUGUAUAAAAUAUACAUACACAUAUUUAUAUACAGCUUGAAUAUAAAUUUAUACAGAUAAAGGUAUGUAUACAAACAAGCCCAAACUUAUGCAUUAUCUUUAAAAUGUAUUACACAUACAUUUACAUAUAAAAACACAUUCAUAUGAAUAGAUAUAUAUAUAUAUAUAAAAUACAGACACACACAUGUAUAUAGUAUAUGUGUGUGUGAGUUUAUAUUUGUCCAACAUGGCAGUAAAGAUAUCUUAUAUCUUUAUAUUUCUCUCCUUAAUCUCUUUACUAUUUAUGAUGUAUUACAAAACAGAUAUAAAAAAUACAAACAUUUUCAAAAUUGGACAUAUCAAAGAAAGAGGAAAUUGCUUCAAAAUCCUUCUAGAUGGAGAACUUAUUGUGAAAGAAUGUUACAUGGACAGAGCUAAUAAUACUGUAUUCAAAAUUCUACAGGAAAGUGGAUUAACAAUCAAUUUGAGAAAAGCUCAUCUUGGCUCAUUCAAGCCAUUUGAUCUCACACCUAAAAGUAAUAAUAUUAUACAGACUUUUACCCAUUAUCUUCCCUAUUCAGAAAAAGUAGUUUUCCUUUAUGUUUUCCAAAAUUUCAUAGAUAUCUGUUCACAAAAUAAUAUAACAUUUUUUAUGAAAAGCGGAACUCUUCUUGGCUCUUAUCGCCAUCAUGGACUUAUACCUUGGGAUGAUGACAUAGACAUUUAUGUCAAGCAUUCUCACAAAAACAUCCUAAUUAAUAGUGUAAAAAAGCAAAAGGACUUUUAUCUAUUCACCCCAGCAAAUUUUCAGUGGAAAUAUUAUCAUAAAAAACUUUCAGUGCCUAUUCGCAUGAAUAUUCCAUUCAAGUGGCCAUACCUUGAUAUAUUCUUUUGGCACACAGAUGAAAAGUCUUUCUAUGAUGCUACAAGAUCCACAAAAGUGACAAUAUCAAAACGUGGAUGGAUAUUUCCUCUUACAAAAAGACCAUUCGAAGGUGCCUUAAUAAACAGCCCAAGAGAAACAGUCAAAUACUUGAAGAUUGAAUAUGAUGUGAAUAAGUGUUGCCAGAAUUCCUACUCACAUAGGUAUGAACGUUUAUCAAGAUGGAAUAUUUGUGUUCAGUGCUCAAAACUCUGGGAAAAUAUACCAUACGUGCAACAUGAAAAUCUUUCAAAUUGUACAACAUCUGAGAAGCUAAUAUAUAAAAAUAGCACCAUCAGUUUAUUUAAUGACACAAUCUGUUGACAAUACAGUCAAGAAUCUUAAAAGCACCACUUUCUCUUCAUGGCGAUGUGUACUGGACAUCAUUUUAUGGAAGACACUUACAUAUACUGGACAUUCAUAUCUUGUCUUUGGUAUGAGAGACCAUCAUUGAAUGUACUUACUUUGCCUGAAUGACUGUUCACAUCUAAGAAACUCAGUGAAUCAACAGUUCUGGAAGAAUAAAGAAACUGAGUAAUCUUCUUCCUUCAUCUUUACAUCUUUAUACAUGCAUACAUACAUCAUCAUCGCUUUAACAUUCACUUUGUCGUGCUUGCCUGGGUCAGACAUGUUCUCACAGAAUAUUGGAAAUGACUGACACUGCUUAUAUGACAGUGACACUCAUUUACAAAUAUCACAUAAUGUCAAGACAAGGAGAUGCUAACAGGCACACACAUAUAUACAUAAAUACAUGUGUUGUGUGUGUGUGUAUAUAUAUAUAUAUAUAUAUAUAUAUAUAUAUGGAAAAAAAAGUCAAGGUAGAAAAUGCUAAAAUAAUUUUAUAAAAAACAUUUCAGUACUGGUUUCAAUCAUUGAGCCUUUUUCAACUGUAAGUAUAGAAAACAAUUAAAUUUUGGAAAAAUUAAAAGAAAAGUCUUUUAAAAUAAUAUUUGCAUAGUAUUCAAAUACAAGGGGCAUUUUCCUUGUUUCUGCCUGUCUCUGUCUCUCUUGUUUACUCUUACGGGUUCGAGAAAUAUGUAUGUAUGACAGGUUUUUUUCAGUUUCUGUCCACCAAAUCCACUCAUAUAUAUAUAUAUAUAUCUUUAUUCGGUUGACCAGGGGUUAUAAUAAAAGGUGCCAAGAAGUAGGACUGAACCUAAAUCCAUGUGGUUGGGAAGCAAACUUCUUAGCCACAGAACUACACCAGCACCUAUGGACUUUAUCAAAUGCAUACAUAUGUAAAUACACUUACACACAUAUAUACAGAUAAAGUUCAAAGGCCUUUUCUAUAUGUAUAUAAAUAAAUAAAAAAGUAAUGCUUCCGUUACUUCUGCUUAAUUUUCUUUCUAUCAUUAUUAAUACACUAGCCUGUACACUAAUGAGAACUUUUAUUCCUAGAUAUAUAUAUGCAACGUUUUGAACCAUGAAGAAUUUGUACUGGAUUUUGGCAGAGUUUUGAAAUUUUUUAAAACAUUUUUUUGCAAUUGUCUGAUAAUACAGUCACAAACUUGCCCAAUGCAUCAAUAAAUUAACAUUGAUAUUUGUUUCACCAUUGUCAAAAUCAUCUGAAAUGGAACUGUCAAAGCAUGCUAUUUGAGCAAUUUUGCUAUUCAGCUUAAAAAAAAAAAACAUCAAGUAGCUGAAACUGCUUGCGAUAUCAGCAAAACAUUUGUUGAGGAAAUGAUCAGAGAGUGGUUAGCUCGAAAAUGAUUUAAACAAUUUUGAGACCUGAGCCUUGAAGAUUGAUGACGGUCAAUUAAAGACCAUUGUUGAGAAAGAUCCAUGUAAAACCACUCGAGAACUGGCAAAAGAACUUUAAGUUAGCCAAAAAACUCCCUGCAACCAUUUGCAUGCAAUUGGAAAAUCAAAAAAAGCUCAACAAAUGGGUACCACAUGAUUUGAAUGAAAAUCAGAAAAUGUGCAGAUAUAAAAUUUGCUCAUCGCUUCUUCUCCAUAACCAGAUCGAUUCAUUUCUCAACCAUAUUGUAACUUACGAUGAAAAGUGGAUUCUGUACAAUAAUAAAAUCAUUCUUCACAGUGGUUGGACCAAAAUGAAGCACCGCAAACCUUCCCUAAACCCGAGCUAUUCAAAAAGAAGGUUAUGGUGACUGUUUGGUGGUGUACUGCUGGACUCAUCCACUAUAACUUCUUAAAACCCAGGUAAACCAUUACUGCAGAAAUAUAUUGCCAUGAAAUUGUCAAAAUAAACAAAAAACUGCUACUCCUCCAUUUCAGACUGGUCAAUAGAAGUGGACAAUGCUUGACCACACGUUUCCCUAAUGACACUCCAGAAGUUGAGGGAACUUGGCUACGAAGUUCUUCCCCACCCAGCUUAUAUCUCAGACCUUUCUCCUAUCAACUACCACUUUUUCAAGCACCUUGAUGGUUUCCUGUGAGAGGAGUUCAAAAUAUCAAGCCAAGACUAAUAGUGCAUUCAAAGAGUUCAUCAGCUCCAGAACUCCAGAUUUUUAUGUUACUGGAAUUAAACUUGUAACUUGCUGGCAAAAAUAUGUUGAUUGUAAUGCCACUUAGUUUGAUGAAUAAAAUUUCUGCAUUGUUGAAA
Messenger RNA from Octopus bimaculoides (California two-spot octopus), 4760 nucleotides. RefSeq lists its product as uncharacterized. The record is from RefSeq and is a predicted model, not a curated record. Lineage: Eukaryota; Metazoa; Mollusca; Cephalopoda; Octopoda; Octopodidae.